Molecule: messenger RNA, 5942 nt
Organism: Pristis pectinata (smalltooth sawfish)
Lineage: Eukaryota; Metazoa; Chordata; Chondrichthyes; Rhinopristiformes; Pristidae
Product: phosphoethanolamine/phosphocholine phosphatase-like
Exons: 2
Coding region: 317-1048 (243 amino acids)
Molecular function (GO): phosphatase activity
Source: RefSeq, a predicted model, not a curated record
CAAAUCCCGGGACCUCCUCCUUCACCUGCCCCCGCUUCCAAGCCCCGCUGCCGGCGUCUCCAUUGGUUGUUUCCCUCACGGCGUCACCAACGAAACCCUCCCGUUCAAUGGCUGGUUUCCUGGAAACCUGCUCCUGGAAACAUUAAGUGUAACAGUUCUGCAGACGGUCGUCAGCGCCAGGGGCUUGUCAGGGUUACAGCCGCGGCUCAGUCCUUUCAUGCUGCUGCGCUCUGUCAUCUCUGCAGACGUAUCCCUUUCACACAAGCUCUGAAGGCGAAGCAUUUUACUUGUGCCCUGGUAGCUCUUCUUGAUAAUAAUGAAUAAGUUUCUGAUUGUAUUUGAUUUUGAUGAAACCAUCAUUCAACACAACAGUGACUAUGUCAUCCUCAAAUGUAACCCAGACCAAAGUCUUCCAGAAGGACUGGUACAGCCCCAGGAGGAAGAAUGUUGGAGUGAGUAUAUGAGCAAGGUAUACCAGUACUUUGGAGAGAAGGGUGUCAAAGAAGAAACCAUGAGAAAGGUUCUAGGAGAAACGCCACUUACAAAAGAGAUGUUAACCCUGUUUCAGUUUCUUAGAAAGUCCUCAGAUUUAUUUGAAUGCAUUAUUAUCUCUGACGCCAACACCUUUUUUAUCAAUAGCAUUCUUCAAGCAAAUGGCCUAUCCACUCUUUUCCAGAAAAUAUACACAAAUCCUUCAUGCUUUGAUAACAAAAACACCUUUAUAAUAAGUCCCUACCAUUCCCACAUGUGUGAGCAGUGUCCCGUUAAUAUGUGCAAAAGACAGAUCCUGCAUGAUCACUUAGUACAACGUGCUGAAGAGGAAGUUGAAUUUGAGAAGAUCUUCUACGUUGGAGAUGGCACCAAUGAUUUCUGCCCUUCUGUAGCCUUGACACCAACUGAUGUCAUCUUCCCAAGGAAGAAUUAUCCACUGGAUAGUUUGAUCUCCGAGAUCAAAAUGACAGAACCAUCUGCAAUUCAAGCUCAAGUGGUUCCCUGGGAGUCUGGAGAAGAUAUAUUGCUCUUCCUUGAGGAUUGCACAGGCAGAUAAUGUUGCUCCCAAAUCCCUAAAAGAGCUUCAGAAAGAAUUACCAGUUUUCCAGUAGCAAUUUAAAAGCUUUUUUGGGAAACAGUAUAGUAAAAUUGCAUGAUCUUAAAGCUUACUGAAAUACUUAAUAAUUUUACUAGUUCAGGGUCUAACACUUAUUUUCCUAUCUCAACAAUGCUAGUUAUUUGGUCAACAAUGUAAAAGCUGUGAUUAAACACUAAUUAUGAAUAUCUCAUAUACCUUCCCCUAUAACAGAGAAAAGUAGUUAUAAAUUAGCUGCUAAUUUAGCUGGGGAGAGGGGUUGUACCAGCACACAGUGGUAGAAAUAUUUAUAUUGUGGAUAUGUCAGUGUGAUUUCAAUUUUCAAGACAGCUUCAUCAGUAAUUUAAAAGUUGUAAAGGAAUGAGUAAAUGUUCCUGUGAUAUUGUACUAACCAAACUAUGUAAUCAUUAUGCAGCCAUCUGCCACAUAUCAGUAUGUUUCAAAAAUUUAGCCAGCCCAUAUCAAUGUUUUGUCAAUUCUAUGACAUUUCUAUUGCAAGUUUCCAUGGAAUCUUUCAGAAUGCAAUCCUUAAACUUCUGCGGGACAAAAUAGAAAUCAAGAAAUUAUCUUCCUUAUUUAAUUUCUGUAGUGCAUUGACUCUAAAUACAACCCUGGGAAAGGAAGCAAGUAAAAACCACAAACUGUUUGAAAUAGACAUUUGGAAGUAUCAAUGAAAUCUAUCAAACAAUGAAUAUAUUUAACCAAUGGAGUACUGGUCGAUAAAUUUUCAUUGCUCCUAUUUAAACAGUGCUAAGCUGAUUUAAGAUCUGGUUUAGUUUCAUCCAGUGUUAAUCUAACCAGAUACUGGAUUGGACAUACAAUAAGAUAACAUUACAACUAAAGAGAGAAUACCAGAAAAUACCUAAGGUGUUCGGCAUUUGUAAUGAAACCAAAUUACUGUCGUGCUUAUGUAAAUAUUUAUGUUUAUGAAAUUCUUCUGCAUUUUAAAACUGGCAUUAAAUUGCUUUGGAGACCCUUGGUCGGUUUCAUGCAGGGUUACUGGGGAACUGAUUAUCAGACGUGUAUUGCGUGCAAAGCAGUGUGUGCAUUAGAAUUGUGAUUUUCCUGGUCGUUCUUGUGACUGUGUGCCUAAUAGGAAAUGUUAAUUGGGCCAUUUUGAAGCUGUCUUGCCCCAAAGUUCUGUAUUGGAUGCUGGAAACGGGCACCUUGCAACUCAACAGCCUAAGGAAUAUUAAACUUUUGGGGUUGGGCUAGGGAUUAUAGGAGCUGGGGGCCCCCAAAAAUUAGGAAUGAUUUGCCUUUUAAAAUGGAGUCAUUGGGACCACUCAAGGCCUGCGCAACUGCAGCUCAGGUAGGGAUGUGCCCUCUGAUCAGGCCUUGCUCCUGGGUUUGUGGCUCAGAUCAUUUCUUAAGCCUCUAUUUGCCAGAAAAUGGCUGAGGCAACAUCAAUCAUCCAUAUUGAUGUUAUUGCUGUGUUCCCGUGAGUCUCUAUGCAUACAGUAAAUGCAUGGAGGCCUCCGUACAAUCUACCAAAGCACACUAGAUGCACAUAGGGUUGUGCUUUUCUGGAAUAAAACUACUACAUAGCAAAUAAAAACACUGCGCUACCUGAUAAUAUUUCUAACCAAUGGUAUCUUAGCAUUCAAUUAGAUAAUUCUGAUGUCGAAGAAAUUAACAAAUAGAUAAUUCAGGACAUUUAUGAAAACUGCUAAAUUCAGAAAACUGGCAUGGAAAAUCGCACCGUAAAAAAAAUAUUGCAACUGGAUUAAUCACAGGGCAUGAGUUGCACUGUACUGCCAUUCAGAUGUCAGUACAUAAUGUAUAUCACUGAUAAGACUUGAAGUGUGAAGAUAUCUAUAAUGUUACUAAAAGGUCUCAACGGUUCACAAAAUGAAACAGUUGGACAAAGUUCAGGAAUUAAAAUAAUUUAUUAGCUGUUGUAAAAUGUAAUACAUAAUAUUUAACCUCUAAUGGUAACAUAUUUAACUAAAUUGGGUAGGUUCAUUUGUAGAUUAUUAGACCAUCAGACUGAAGAUGGUCUAAUAAUCUAGAAUGUUAAUAAACUUUAGUGCAGCCAGAAUAAAAUUAGAUGAAAAUAGCUGCUAAUUUGUCAGCAGUUCAAUUCCACACCUGCCUGUGUGAAAUGUACUGCCAUUACAUUGUUCAUCUGCAACUCAGUGUUACUCAGUGCUGACAAGUGUUGAAGUUUGUCUUGGGCAGGAAUGGAACUCAGGAAAUAAUUAAUUUGCAGCCCAUUUUGUGCUUGGCCCGGUUUUCCAUACCGUCAAGAACAGAGAAUGGGAAAAUUCUAAUUAAAAAAGGAAAUUUCCACCACAAAUUUACUUGCUAAUAAAAAGAAUGGUUAAGGUUCUAUUCUUGUGUGAAGUUGUAGAAUCUGAAUCUCAAGGGAGCAAACUGUAAAAGGAAAGGUUUAACUUUCCCCAAAAAUGGAACACAGGGUAUUGUGUUUUUGUUUUGAUACAGCUUUCUUUUCUUCAAUGGCUGCCCCAAGGAAGCAAGUAUUGAAGAACGAUACAUUACUUCAUAUUUUAAAGCAUUUUUCUUAGAGGAAAUGGGUCCUGCGCUAAAUUAUAACACACAUUCUGAAAGCAACAUGCAGGCUAACAUUGAAUUUGUUUCUAAAAUGCAUGAAUUUUUGCAAGUUACAGACUUCCUUUGAUAGGUUUGUAUUUUGUUUACACAGAGCAGGGUGUAGGCAGCUGAAGGAACAGACACCAAUGAUCGGGAAAGGAAAAGAGAUGGACAGGAGGCAAUUGAUCCCAUGUUGCAAAUAUUGGAAUUUGUAUAUAUCUAAACUGCUCAAUAUUAUACUUUCACAUGUUAUUACAGAGCAUAGGACUGAACUACACAAAUUACUUUUAGUCAAUUCCUGGUGAUCUCUUUAUGCCCAAGAUUGCAAUGAUUUAAAUUCUAAGUUCCUGAUACAAAAUCUGGAUGCAGUUUCCCAGAAAUUUUGUUCUAAUUUGAUCGUUUUGGGGCCUAGGUGAAGAAACCGAUUUAGCUGCUCCAGCCUGUACCACCUCUCGUGUUUCAUCCAAAACUUGGAGCACACUGAAGUGCAAGUGUGAAUGUGAUACAUCUUGUACAGGCAAAUGCAACAAAGUGUAAAUAUUCAGAAUUGUGCUCCAUGCAUGAGAGGAUCCCAGAGUUGUUCAAUCUGCACCAGCUAUUGAUACACAUGCAGUAGAUUUGGUGAUAUCUAAAGUCUGAGGAGUUCUAUUUAAGUCUUGUACUAGUGAAAACAUGGAAUAACAUAUAUGUUUGUUGUCAUUUUAUAUUCUAUUUUGAUACUGGGCAGCUGUGCCACCUUUCAACACUAACCGAGACAGGGUAAGAAAACUAGUAUGUAACCUGCCUUUACAUUUUCAUUCAUUUAUAAGUGCCAAUUUAGCAAGUAACUCCUAGUGUAACACUGUGGAGCAAAAGGUCAGUUGUCUGCUUUGACAGUUUAGAUUCAAAACUGAAUUUGGUUUCCUACAAAGUUGGAAGAUCCUGCUAUCAUUGCUUUUGGAUGGCUUUUGAAUUCAUGUAGAAUAUUAAAAGGAUUGCUCGAAUUUCUACCAUGUGUGUGCUAAUGCACAGUUAUAGACAUAAAUAUAUGCUUAACUAUAGAUAACCUGAAUGGCAUCCACAAAAGUCUACAGCAACUUGAAUUAAUCUCACUUUUUAUUUUGAGAAUGUAACUUGAACCAUGGAAAAACUAAAGAUGUGAAGUAUAGAUUAUCUAAUAUUUAACAUUUCUUGAUAUGUUAAAGUUCACAAAAUUAGAUAUAAAUUUUCCUUUACCUUGUAUGUUUAUUGUUUAAUUUGUCUUUAUAUUAUAAUGAAAGCUCAUUGACGCUUUAGCCGAAGGGACAAAUUGGUAUAGAUUCCAGUUUUGAUCAGAAUUGUUGAAUGAACACAUUAAUUUGGCUUUGAAGCUGUAAAUCUGUUAAAGUCGAGCUCUGAUGCAAUUUAUGAUGAGUGUGACUUAAGUUGUUAAAUGUCUAAACUGAUUUUAAAAAAAUGUAAACAUUUUCUAAAGUGAAAUCAUAAUGAUAUGCAGCAUUUCUGGUUAUUCUUUUAGUGAAUGAAAACUAUUCAUUUUAAUCUAUUUUGUGGUCAUUUUAUCUUCAUGUACCUUUUGCAUAGACAUUAUUUAUCUCAUGGCUACCUGUAAACCAUCAGAUAUCUAGUAACCUUGGAGUGAAAUACACUUGUCUAACUAUUAGUUGACCAGAUGAGAACAACAACAGAAUUGCUAGUAAUGACUGGCAUUGAUUGUAUUUGAAUGUGACCACUUGACAAGUGGAGGACGCUUGAUCCCCAUGGAACCAUAUUCCAGUAAGGUGCCUUCCGGGAGAAGAUGAAAAAACAUUUGUAAUGAAAAACUGGCAAAAACACAUCUGAUAUUGUACAUUCAAUGUGCAAGUGACCCCAUAGAAUGUUUUACGUUCUUAAGGGACUGAUACAAGAUGUUUUAAAUUUUUAAGUAUGAACCGCAGGGAUAUUGCAAAGGCACUUUAACCAGAAGAUGUAAUAAAGUAUUGAAUAAGGCCUGGAAUUAAAUCUUUCUACAUUUGGAGCAAUAUAUUACUUCUGCCAUUGUAUUUAAUUGUAGCUUUUUGUGUGUAGACUACCUUGGAACCUUCCGCAGUGAUUUGCUUGUUUUGAUGUAGCAUACCUUAAUAUAGGGAAAAAGCAUAGUGUAAAAGUGUCUAAUAAAAUGAGAUGCUAAUACAAAUUUGUCAUUAAUUCAUAAACAGAUUGAAGAAUUCAUAUAUUAGCACAAUUUUAAUUCUGAUUUGUGUUUUGUCAAAAUGGAACCUGUUCUUUAAAUAUCUCAGAAAUGAUUUGGAAUGAUGCUAAUCAGGAUUAGUGUUUAACAUACCAA